AUGGGUUCUGGUCUUGACUUACAGAUUGCGGAAGGCGGAGCUGAAGCCAGUAUGAAAGCUUCACGUGCCCCCCUUCAUUCUCCGCCUCUCUACAGCAAAAUGGCGACUGUUGGCUUCGACUCGUCCGUAGAUGCAGAGAUGGACUUAACCAGCGACGAGGAGUUAGAGAGGGAAGCUGAAGGAUUUAAAGAGCAGGGAAAUGCCUAUUACAUCAAUAAGGACUAUGCUGAAGCAUUCAACUUUUACACCAAGGCCAUCGACCUGUGCCCAAAAAAUGCCAGUUACUAUGGCAACCGUGCAGCCACGCUGAUGAUGCUGAGCCGGUACAGAGAUGCAUUGGAGGACUCUCAGCAAGCUGUGCGACUAGACGACACCUUCAUGAAGGGUCACAUGCGUGAGGGUAAGUGCCACCUGUUGCUUGGCAAUGCAAUGGCUGCCAGCCGCUGCUUCCAGAAGAUUCUAGAUCUUGAACCUGACAACAGCCAGGCCCAACAGGAGCUGAAGACUGCAGAAUCUAUCCUGGAGUACGAGCGCAUGGCUGAGAUCAGCUUUGAGAAGCGAGACUUUAGAAUGGUGCUGUUCUGUAUGGAUCGGGCCCUAGAGCCUGCGUCUGCUUGUCACCGGUUCAAGGUGCUGAAGGCAGAAUGUCUGGCACUGCUAGGGCGCUACCCAGAGGCCCAGUCUGUUGCAAGUGACAUUUUGCGGAUGGACUCAACAAACGGCGAUGCCCUGUAUGUGCGGGGAUUAUGUCUGUACUAUGAAGACUGUAUUGAUAAGGCUGUCCAGUUCUUCAUUCAAGCACUACGGAUGGCACCCGACCACGAGAAGGCCCGUCUGGCCUGCAGAAAUGCUAAAGCCCUGAAGGCUAAGAAAGAGGAAGGUAACAAAGCAUUUAAAGAAGGCAGAUAUGAGGAAGCUUAUGACCUCUACUCUGAAGCUCUGACCAUCGACCCAAACAACAUCAAAACCAAUGCCAAGCUCUACUGCAACAGAGCCACAGUUGGAUCUAAGCUAAACAAACUGGAGCAGGCCAUCGAGGACUGCACAAAGGCUAUUAAACUGGAUGAGUCCUAUAUUAAGGCUUAUUUAAGAAGAGCGCAGUGUUACAUGGACAAAGAGCAGUAUGAAGAGGCCGUCAGAGACUAUGAGAAGGUGUAUCAAACAGAGAAGACUAAAGAACACAAGAAUCUGUUGAAGAACGCUCAGUUAGAGCUAAAGAAGAGCAAGAGAAAAGAUUAUUACAAAGUUCUGGGAGUGGAUAAAAAUGCCACUGAAGAUGAAAUCAAGAAGGCCUACCGCAAACGAGCAUUAAUGCACCAUCCAGAUCGACACAGUGGAGCGAGUGCUGAGGUGCAGAAGGAGGAAGAGAAAAAGUUUAAGGAGGUGGGCGAGGCCUUCACUGUGCUCUCUGACCCCAAGAAGAAGUCUCGUUAUGACAGCGGCCAUGAUCUGGAGGAUGAUGACAUGAAUAUGGACUUUGAUGCCAACAACAUCUUCAAAGCAUUCUUUGGGGCUCCUGGUGGGUUCAGUUUCGAAGGCAACUCAUCAUCUGGACCUGGAAAUUUCUUUUUUCAGUUUGGUUAACUUGGCUUCCAGCGUGUAUGCAGUAGUAUCUCAACCUCCGUAUUCCCCUGAACUGGACUGCCCCCACCCCCCCUUCCCCGCCCUCUGUACUACACUCUGGUGUAACGUGGCCUUUUGGCCCCACAGUUGGACCUGCAUCUGUGCCAUUGACUUGUUUUACUGCAAUUGCACAAAGAUGACAACGGCAGGGGCGUGACCAUUCUGUACCAGACAAACGUGAUCCAUUGCACAGCUUUCUCUGACAGUGUCCUUUUUGGUCCUUGUAGUACAGCUGUAUUUUUUGUUUUUAAGUCAUCCAAGUGCAUCACCAUUUUACAUUUGAGUUUUCAAGAAAAUUAAGAAUUCAAAAUUUUGGGGGAUUUUUCAGUUAUCAAAGAUCUCAACCACAAAGUGAGAUGAUGAAGGUCAUCUUUUUGCUAGAUGAGGGUAUCAUACUCAGAAUG
Messenger RNA from Xyrauchen texanus (razorback sucker), 2027 nucleotides. RefSeq names its product dnaJ homolog subfamily C member 7-like. Bases 1 to 1584 code for a protein of 527 amino acids. The transcript is spliced from 15 exons. NCBI's taxonomy places the organism in Eukaryota, Metazoa, Chordata, Actinopteri, Cypriniformes, Catostomidae. Gene Ontology annotation, molecular function: protein binding. The record is from RefSeq and is a predicted model, not a curated record.